CAAUUGCCGAACGAUUCUAACGACUAGAGUCAUGGAAGAUUUAAAUUGACUCGCCACUUGCAAAUUUCGUGGCAAUCGUGCUAGAAUACAAUUCCACUUCCCACACUGGCUGUGUGUGAUCCGCAUUAAGCAAUCCGAAAUCAUUUGUCACAGCAAGCGCACAGCGAGUCGGAAGGUUUCGUUUAGAUUCAUGUGACCAAUCUUGAAGAAAUUCAGGUUGUCAUGACAAGACGGCAUCCUUGUCUUGGGGUCUGACUGAAUAUUUGCAUGUGAGGAUAGACCUGGAUGCAUCCAAUUCGACAUUUGCGAAGCUGAUUCCAACGGUUGGAAUUCUACGUUUUGGCCAAAUUUGAUUGAAAUGGUUAGGGACAAGAAUUGAAACAGGAAUUGAAACAGGAAUUGGUGUAAGCCCGAAAGUGGGUCAAGUGCAUCAUAUUUAUCCCCAGUUGCGAUGCGGGUUACAAGAUUGUUGGCUUGACGGUAGACUACUGAUUUGCGUUCUGUUACACAAAAUUGGGACACGCGUUUCUUCGCAUGACGUCUGAAGAUCUUUAGGGCAUACGUCGAACAUUUUGUAAACCAACCCCAUCAUCUGCUUUACAGGCCUGCAAGAUGCGAAGACCCUAUACGUCAAACUUGUCAGAGACAGUGGUUGUCAAUUACAAGCGGAACACUUGAUUCAACGUAAAUUUAGUAUACCUAAGCUGUCUUCAUCCACCGUUGCUCAUUCAGGUUUUGCAUUUACGAAGUUAUUGAGGAAGAAUACGCGUCCAGAGGUGGGUGAUGCCUGCAGCGUUGUUGUUGGUGACACAUGGGAAAAGGCUUUGUGCUGUAGAACUUCGGUGUGGUCGGCAAGGUACUCGGCGAUAGCUGUGUUGGAGGUGGAGCCGCAAAUGAACCUGUGAUGCCGCUAGCUGGUGUUCAGUUUCGAUUCGGCUGGCCUAGUUUCAGUCAGAAUCUCUCUUGGAAGCGUGUUUCGUGGCACUGGAGCUCCCGAAAUAGCAUUAUCAUAUGUUCAUUGUUGAGUACUGGGUUUUGAUUAACGUGAAUGUUCGGAUGGGCCUGUUCCAACCUUCAGAUAUGUGCUCCGUGGACACCGAGAAGAAUCUUCAAUGCGGGUUUUAGUACAAGAAUCAAGAACGCCACUAGAACAUGUUGGCGCGUUGGAGCUUGACCUUACGCGAUCACUGGGAAAACAUUCGGUGUGCGUACAUUGGCUUGUAGGUUACGGUAUUUAUUGUGGCGAUCUGCGCCGUGCGGGAUGUCAAGACCUUAAUAAAUUCAUGUUAGUUAGGAUUGUCCCUGUUCGUUACAGGGAGACACGGAGGGAUUUAAUUGGUGAAAUACCAUCUGCGCAAUGUACAACCCUGUAGUGGCUGCAUUCGUAUUGGUAUGCUUUGAAUGCUUUCGAGCUAAAUCCAGGGACGAUGAAUUUGACAAUCGGGAGGGACCUAAUCAAUUCAAGAAUGUCUCUGACGAUGGUUCUACACCGUCUAAUGCCACGUCUCUGCCUUCCAGUGGCAACGGAAUCCAACUGUUUAGAGCCGUGAAUGACGAGGAAUCGAUGACUGCCGGAUCUGAGAGGUUCACAAUGGCUGACAUUCUUCACGCAACCUCAAACUGGUCUCCGUCGAACAAAAUUGGUCAAGGGGGCUUUGGAUUGGUGUUUAAAGGCCGAUUACGAGAUGGCAGGAUGGUGGCUAUCAAGCGCGGCAGGAAGGAUGCAUUCGAGCAUCGGCUGUUAACCGAGUUCCGGACUGAAAUUGAGAUGUUGUCUCAGGUGGAUCAUCUGAACCUUGUGAAAUUGCUGGGCUAUUUGGAGGAAGGAUCUGAACGUAUCCUAGUCGUAGAGUUCGUACCGAACGGAAACCUCGGUGAACAUAUACAAGGCACCUACGGGAAACCGCUCCCCAUGAGUACUCGAUUAGACAUUGCGAUCGAUAUUGCACACGCAUUGACCUAUCUUCAUCUUUAUGCCGAUCGGCCAAUCAUACACAGGGAUAUCAAGUCGUCUAACAUUCUCCUCACAGAGAAUUAUCGGGCGAAGGUUGCUGAUUUUGGAUUCUCCCGCGUAGGACCUGCCACCGAUGCUGGGGCCACCCAUGUGUCAACUCAAGUGAAAGGCACUGCAGGUUAUUUGGAUCCGGAAUACCUCAACUCAUAUCAACUUCAUACAAAGAGUGAUGUUUAUUCUUUCGGCAUUCUGCUAGUGGAGAUUUUCACUGGAAGGCGACCUAUUGAAGUGAAGAGAGCCAAGGAAGAGCGUAUCACUACCAGGUGGGUUUAUCAGAAAUUUGAAGAAGGGAAAGUGAUCGAGAUCCUUGAUCCUCAAAUUGAGAGAACGCCAGCUGUAAUGAGCGUUGUGGAUCGUUUAGUUAAUCUCGCGUUGACUUGCUCGGCUCAGACGAAAGCACAGCGGCCCAACAUGAAGGAAGUGACUGAGGUUCUCUGGGACAUUCGAAAAGACUUUAGUGUGGCACAUCAACGAGAUUUAAGAGUUAGGGUGGAUAGGUUUGACAAUAAGUCCAAUGAACGCGCUCAAGCGAAUCGGCUGAUGCAUCCAGAUACGAACCGACGUCGAUUUAGGAAAUGAGCAAGGGGCUUCUGAGAAUAGGUUCUGUUACAUAAUAAUCUCAAUAAUGCACAAAUCAGACGUCCAAUCUGCUCCUCAGGUGCCCUUUAUUCUCAGGAGGAAGUGAACAUUCCGUCUAACCAACAUGAUCUGAAGUAACUCUCAUCGUCAUCAAAUCUGCAUUUCUGGCGGGCAGAUUGACGAGCUGCAGUUAAAAACAUGCGAGAGACCAAUCCGACCUGUAAACGCUCAGUCUACGCUGUGACACGACGGUGGGAUGACCUAAUGAGGGUUUACUUGACAGAACACUAACUUAGCGGAAAUCAUGAGGUAUAUGUUCCAGUUGCUGUAACAUCAUUCAGAAUUGUGAUGCUGAUUGUUUAGAAGGAGAUUGUAGUACACAUAGUGACCACGAGCAGUAAUGGCACAGAGAGUGUCAGGACUUCUCCAUGCAAUAAGAUGUCUUGUUCAUUCGUGUAGACAAUAGCAUGAUUUCCUUAGUUGGAUGGAGUGAAGUGCUUCGCCUUGGCAUGUCAACUUGUGAACUACAUUGUUUUGUACUUGGUAUCAUCGUGCUACACAUGAAUCCGAACUGUAAAUAUCGCUUGUGACAAA
This is a messenger RNA of Physcomitrium patens, 3187 nucleotides long. Its product is annotated as calmodulin-binding receptor-like cytoplasmic kinase 2. The record is from RefSeq and is a predicted model, not a curated record. NCBI's taxonomy places the organism in Eukaryota, Viridiplantae, Streptophyta, Bryopsida, Funariales, Funariaceae. Gene Ontology annotation, biological process: protein phosphorylation. Gene Ontology annotation, molecular function: protein kinase activity; ATP binding.